UAAUCAGGUUGAUUACAAUUAAUCUUGUUUUAUAGAGGAAAUCUGUGAAUGUAUUUUUGCCCUUUUUAAAAAUUAAGAAUACUAACAACAUGCCUAGAGGUAGUGAGGAAAUAGACAUGUCUGGAAUGGCUCAAUCAGAAAUGAGUCAUACCAGGUCUCCAGCAUCACACCAGUAAAUAUUUACCAGAGGAUACAGAGUGAAAGUUUGGAGACCAAAGCUUGGACUUAAACUCAUAGAAUGUAAAAAAGUUAAAAGGGAUCUAUGAGGUCAUAUGGUCCAGUCCACUCAUCUUGCUGAUGAGGAAACCAAGGAAAAAAGAUGAAGCAAUUUCACUUUCAGACAGCCUAGUGUCAAGGGAAGUAGGGAAGAUCACUGGAUAUCAACUUCAAGUUGAAACAAGUUUUCUCAUCUGUUAAAUGAGCUGAAGAAGGAAAUGGCAAACCGCUCAAGUAUGUCUGCCGAGAAAACUCCAGAUGAAGAGUUGGACACUACUGAAGCAAGAGUAACAACAAUGUACCAGAGACCAACAUACCACCUAAAGGAACCUGAAAAGUCUUGUUAAGGAUUAUGUUUCCCCGAACAACAAAUGAAGGCUUUAAGGACAUGGACUAUAUCUUCAUUACUAAUACCAAUGGAAGGCCAAGUACUCCCAAGUCCUUGGGGAUCCUCACAUGGCAUCAACUUGGGACACUUUACCAUCCAUGAGUAGUGGUAGUCAUUCUUGAGACAUCCCUCUGUUGCAGCUCUAUGAUCUUCCAAUUCUUCUGGCAGAGCAGUCUUCCACGAGAAUAUCUCUGUAUUUCUCCAGUUAACUAAAAAGCUCAGCUCAUGAGAUCUCCACUCCUUCUUCAGUGCUGCCAAAUCCCUUAGUCUCUGGGUGCCAAACUGGUCUGCUACUUUAUACCAAACCCAGAGGGCAUGGAAUUGCAGAUGGCUGUGGACAUUGUUCUUUCAGGAGGUGAAAGUCAACCCCUGGGAAAAGACCAGCUUGAUGGAGUCUUUGGACAAUGCCAACUCCUGUGUGAGGGAGAACAAUCCAGAGGAAGAGGAAGGAAGGAAGCAGCAGCACCCAAAACGAAAAGUUUCUGUUCAGUAAGAUAUGGCACGGCCAACAUGAUACAUUUCUGUAAUCUAGUAACAACCACACAAUUUGCCAGUAUGAACAUUGCCAUCAUUGGCAUGGUGAACCACACAGACCAGUCAAAUCAAUCCAAUGUUUCCACAAAGAGACAUCCUGGUGCCGCUGCAGAUAUACGGGGGAUGAACUUCAGCGCUCUGCCUGCAUUUUGGCCAAGAUGGGCUCCACCACUGGAACGUACUCAACUAAGUACCAUUGGUUUAUCUGGUACAACAAUGGGAAAUUUCAUUGUGGUCAUCGGGGGUGGUUUCCUCUGUGAGUCCCCAGGCUGGCCAAGUAUCUUCUACAUAUUUGGAGGCAUUGGCUGUGUCUUCUCUAUUAUCUGGUUUUCUGUGGUUCAUGAUGACCCUAUGAAACACCCAUUUAUAAGUGACAGUGAAAGAGAAUACAUUAUUUCUUCAUUGGCUGAACAGGUGAAAAAGACUAUAGCCAAAUAAAAUGAAGUGACUUAUCUCAGGUCACACAGCUAGUAAAGGACUGAGCUGUCUUGAACUCAAGUCUCCUGUAGCCACCUUCAACGUUCUUUCCUCGACAUCAUGCAAUCAGAAUUGAAUGGCUGUGAGAGCUCUUCUUUAAGUUGCCCCUAUAUUGCUCACAAGUGCUCAACACAUCAGAAAUGAUAAGAAAAAAGCUCGAAAUCGCUAAUAACAGAAAUGCAAAUGAACACAAUUAGAAGAUGUGGACCUUACACUCCUAAAAUUCACUAAGUAAAUAAGGGAUGAAAAUAGUAUCUGUUGGAGGGACUGCAAAAAGACAAACCCACAGGUGCACCAUAUAUUAGUUGAGCUCUGAAUUGGCCCAACUGUUGUUGAAAAUAAUUUGGGAUUAUGUGAAAAAAAAAGUGAUGAAAAUAUACAGAACUAUUGAACUAGCAUUACUACAGCAAGACAUGCACUCCAAAUGUCAAGGGGAGAAGGAAAGCUUUGAAUAGCAAAAUAUUCACAGUGCCACUAUUUCGUAGAAACAAAAGCCUAGAAACAAAGUUGCCUGCUGAUUGGAAAAUGACUAUACAAUUAUAAAAACGAACAAAAGGGAAUAUUUUAUUGUCAUAAGUAUUUGAAACUAAAAAAAAACUCUGGAAGAUUUGUUAUCACCUGAUGCAGAGCAAACAAAGCAGAACAGAGAGAACAAAGUACACACUGGCCACGAUAAUGUAAACAGUCCAAAAAAGUACUGGAUUGGAAUUAGGGCAAAGAUUAGUCUUGACUCCAGAGCUUUAAGGAUGAAACAGGAUAAAGAAACAAAUAAGCAAUAAACAGUGAAGUCUGGAAAUAGUGUCAGGGUGCUUUACUUUUCUCCUCUCUGCUACAAAGGAGGAGUCCAUGGAGCCAGGAAAGUUAUGUCAAGAGGGGACAGUGGUGUUUGGGGGAAGUGAGAGGGAGAGGAAAGGUAUCAAUACAAUUUUUAAAAAAUAAAAAUAUUUGUGACAGCCUGA
Messenger RNA from Phascolarctos cinereus (koala), 2574 nucleotides. The record is from RefSeq and is a predicted model, not a curated record. NCBI's taxonomy places the organism in Eukaryota, Metazoa, Chordata, Mammalia, Diprotodontia, Phascolarctidae.